CGCGCGCGCACAAGCAGCCAGCCAGUAGCUCCAGGAAACGGAGCCUGGAGUUGUGUUGCAGGCGCUCCUGGUGGCGUGCCGAGCGGGGCUGGCUGGAUAGAAGCAGAGUUUGUUGCCCGCGUUGGAAAAAGCCAGACCGCCGGAGUUUCCUGCUGGCCUCUCCAAGCAGAGCGCAGAGGAGGCAGAACCAGAGGCAAAGAAGGGGAACUCCGCUCUCCAGAACUCCUUCCCGGCUCCACGUCCACCCGCGGCGCUGCCCCGAAGUCGGAGCUGACUCCCUGGAAGGCCGGCGGGAGAUGCGGACCAGGAGCAACGACUCCUAGGCGAGCGGGACCUCCCUGUCGGGACUUGCUUGGGCAGACAGGGGCCAAACGAGGCGCAGCCGCGACGGUGCGCGCGGGUAGAAGGCGAAGCGCCAGGAAGGGGAGUGACGCUCCGCUGUGGCGGCGGCGGCAGUGGCUGGGGUCUCCCUCGGAGGGUCUCCCGCCUGCCCACGGACUCGUCUCGCCGCAGGCGCGUGCCGGGCGCCCCCUCGGACCCUCGCUGUGUUAUGGUUGCCGGAGCGCCCGGCUCAGUCCCGCCUACCCGGGGGCAUCUCUUCGCCCGCCACAGCCCGGGCUCUCCUGCCUUCCCGGCUGCAGAACUAGGCUGUGGGGGUCGCUGCCUCUUCGACGAGCGGCCGGCGGCUCGGCCGGCUCCCUCGUCGCGCUCCUCCCCUCGGCGCCUCGGCUCGGGUUGCUGAGCAGGGAAGGUCCCGCGCGGGAUUCCCAGGCGCUUCGCCGACAGCCAACUGUUCGCGCCGCAGUACCCAGAGCGGCAAAGGCGCCACCUCCAUUAGCGCCGAAUGACUCCGCCGUGGGGCGCCGCUUCCUCCUCUUAGGAGAUUGUCCGGGAUUCCGUGGGGCUUGACAGAAAGGCUGGACUCUUUCUCGAGGGCUACGCUUGCUGCCCGUCGCCGGCGAGGGGACGGACUCCGGGAGGCUAGCGCGCUCCUUCAGCCGGACUUGAGCCCUUUCUGGGAGCUUGGAUAUUUCUCUGCGCUCCUUUCUCCUGCCCAGCAACUGCGGGACUUUGUUCCUAGCGCCCCUCACAAGCUGGCUUCUUGAGGGCUCGCCGGCUCCAUAUCCUGCACAGACUUGGCGCGCCCAUUUUCAGGCCAGGCGACCCUGGACACGCGGCGGCAACCUCUCACGCGUGGCUGUCCCCCACUCCCACGGCCACGUGCUUUCCGCACAGCGAGGCUUGUGGCACACACGUGUCUACACAACCACCCGCAGCUGCUGCAUUCACACGCGCGCCCCCUUCCCCGCACACUCACUGAGUGUGCCUCGUUUGUGCCUCGACCCAGGCUGUGAGGAGAGGGGCGCCUGCCUGGUCUCCGAGGCCCGCCUGCGGGCGCCCGCCUGCUGCCGCCCCCUCGCGGUGCCAUGUGGAGGGGGCGCUGUUCUCUGGGAGGGCGGCCUGGGGCGGCGCUGCUGCUGCUGCUGCUUGUGGGGCUGGCGGCGAGCGCGCGGGCCAGCGGCGAGUAUUGCCACGGCUGGCAGGACGGGGCGACUUGGCGCGACGGCUUCCAGUGCCCGGAGCACUUCGACGACGGCGACGCCACCAUCUGCUGCGGCACGUGCGCCCUUCGCUACUGCUGCUCCCGCCCGGAGGCCCGCCUGGACCAGGGCGUCUGCGACAACGACCGGCAGCAAGGGGGAGCCGAGCACGGCCGGCCCGACAAGGACAUCCCCGACGGCGCAGCAGUGCCUAUCUACGUGCCCUUCCUUAUCGUGGGCUCUGUUUUCGUCGCGUUCAUCAUCUUGGGGUCCCUCGUAGCAGCUUGCUGCUGCCGCUGCCUGCGCCCCAAGCAAGAGGCCCAGCAGAGCCGGCCUCCUGGAGGCAACCGGAUAAUGGAGACUAUUCCCAUGAUCCCAAGUGCCAGCACCUCCCGCGGAUCCUCCUCACGUCAAUCAAGCACCGCUGCCAGCUCCAGCUCCAGUGCCAACUCAGGUGCCAGGCCUCCCCCUACCAGGUCGCAAACCAACUGCUGCUUACCAGAAGGGACCAUGAAUAAUGUAUACGUCAACAUGCCUACUAAUUUCUCAGUACUGAACUGCCAGCAGGCUACGCAGAUAGUGCCUCACCAAGGCCAGUAUUUGCACCCACAGUAUGUGGGUUACGCUGUACCCCACGACUCUAUGCCCAUGGCCCCUGUGCCCCCUUUCCUCGACGGCCUGCAAAGUGGAUACAGGCCAAUUCAGUCUCCUUAUCCCCACAGCAAUAGCGAACAGAAGAUGUACCCAGCAGUGACUGUGUAGGGAAGAAACAGCAACAGACACCCAAGCAAAAAAAUAAAAUAAAAAAUAAAAAUAUUGCCGCAACGGACUGUGAGCAGAGGAAAGGAAUGCUUUUGGAAAGAAGCUUGCCGAACUUCAUUUGUAAAUAAUUUUGGAAGGCUCAUGCAUGUCGGGACAGUAUUUAUAGACUGCUUUCUUUUCGUUCAGUUCAGUUGCCAAAAGAACUGCAUGAGGAUACCUUUGAUUUAACAUUUCCAGAUAACAUUUCCAUUCCAGUGCAUGAUUUACAGGGGCAAAGGAUUAUGCUGAAGAGGCAUCUACAUUUCGGUUAGACAAGUGUGUGUGUGUGUGUGUGUGUGUGUGUGUGUGUGUGUGAUUAAAUGCCUGAGCCACUAAGUGCCCUUGAAGGUGCUACACAGUCGAUGGUAUUUACCUAGUGAAUAGAAAACCAGCUUGUUAAAUGGUACGAAAUAAUUGUUUUAGAAGUGUCUUUCCCCCAGAGUUUUAACUACCCUUCGUAUUGCUGUUCUGACAAUCACACUGACGACAGAAGGAUGAACAGUGCAAUCCUGGUUAGUUACAUAGUCCUAGAAGUUUGACUUGAAAUUACAGGGAGGGACCAUAUCUCAGUGGUAGGGCGCAUGCUUGGCAUGCAGAAGGUCCCGUGAUUAAACCCUCGCAUAUCCAAUUGUUCUUGUUGUUUUUUUGAAAAAGCAGGGAUAGUUCUCCUGAGGUCCCCCAGUUGUUUCUAGACUCCCAACUCCCAUCAGCAUGGCCAGUGGUCAGGGAUUAUGGGAGUUGCAGUCCAGCAACAUCUGGAGAGCCAGAGGUUCCCCAUCCCUAUUAAAGGACCAGGCAGCAGGUGAAGGAAGGACCAUCUACCUGAUAGCCUGCAAUCAGGGUAGGCAGCACUGGGCUAGGUGGACAAACAGCUGUGACUUCAUAUAAGACGGCUUCCUACGUUCCUAGUAUCUUAUCUACCCUUUGCCAUAUCGCAAACUGCUUUUGAAAGCCUACUUUUCCAUCGUGAAACAGUUGGCCGUGUGGUAUUGGUAAGGGAGCUGUUUGAGAAGCUCAAGCCCAGAAGCCAUUCAGGUGUGUGGAUGUAGCUACAUACUUCUUUGGAUCCUGGCAAUGCUCAGGAGCCGAGCAUUUUGCAGAAGUGUGGCUUGCCUUAGCGAUUUUCAAAGCAGAAGUGAAUGUGAAGGGUUCGCUUUUAUUCCAGCUGAAGUACCCACAAUAGCCUCAGUACCCGCUUUGUUUGUGCAUGCCAACAAAAGUGUAGCUGCAUUUGUUUGCAAACGCCACUUGCAAUGCUCAAAAAACGCCUUCGGAAUUUGGGCAUUGGUGGUGUGAGAUUAAGUGGGUUGCAUCCAAGACUUUUUCCCAGCAUGGCUCCUUAUCCUCAUUUCCAGUUCAACGGACAGGCCCUGGUUGCUUGGACCACAUGGAAAUGGGAUUCGUAUCUGACACAGAUAGAAGUGGUCAGCCCAAACAACAGAGCAGGGAAAGA
Molecule: messenger RNA, 3795 nt
Organism: Podarcis muralis (Common wall lizard)
Lineage: Eukaryota; Metazoa; Chordata; Lepidosauria; Squamata; Lacertidae
Gene: SHISA2
Product: shisa family member 2
Biological process (GO): negative regulation of fibroblast growth factor receptor signaling pathway; negative regulation of Wnt signaling pathway
Cellular component (GO): endoplasmic reticulum
Source: RefSeq, a predicted model, not a curated record